AUGCAAUUCGUUGAAUUUAAUUCAAAGCGUAAUCGACGUCAAAGAUGGCAACUAAUUUGGCCAAGAUCAUUAGUAAUUUUCAUAACAAUUACUGAGAUGUUAUUAACAAGUGCUAUUAUUGGUCUAGAAUUUUGGAGUAUGAUUAUCAAUGUAAAAUAUUCAUUUUUUUUCAUUGGUUUUCUUGCUUCAUUAUUCUUUAUAAUAACUUCGAUAUCAAGUUUUACUAUUGUCUGUUGUUGUGGAAAAUCACUCAGUUGCGCGAAAUAUAUAUUAAUUGUACAUAUUCUGUCGAUUGCUUCAUCAAGCGUUCUUCUAUUUUAUGAUGUUCUAUUUCUUCGUAAUUCUUAUACGUGCUUGUGGCCAAAUGGCUUGUGUGAUGGAAAUCAAUUAAAUUUUAAUAUUUUUGGUAUUGCCUGGGGCGUUAGCAGAGAUAUUCCGUCAAUUAAAUUUACUUUGAUUAUAAUACAAAUAAUCUGCAGUGCUAUUAUGAUCGUUUUAUGCUUAGUGUAUAUUUGUAUCUACAUUUAUACGAAUAUUAGAGUUUACACAAGCCAUAUAGUGACUGCUUCACAUGCAGUCAUUGAACUCGGCCGUGUAAAACAGCCACCUCCUCCGUAUUGGCCAACACCACCAAAAACACUACCUCCUUCGUCUGAAUUUUGA
Molecule: messenger RNA, 663 nt
Organism: Rotaria socialis
Lineage: Eukaryota; Metazoa; Rotifera; Eurotatoria; Philodinida; Philodinidae
Source: the annotation of a GenBank genome assembly